Molecule: messenger RNA, 1626 nt
Organism: Tetrahymena thermophila SB210
Lineage: Eukaryota; Ciliophora; Oligohymenophorea; Hymenostomatida; Tetrahymenidae
Exons: 1
Source: RefSeq, a predicted model, not a curated record
AUGCUUCUUUCAAACUCUGCAAUUUAUUUUGAUGAGUCUAGCUUGAGUAUGCAAAUGAGCAACAAUACCAGUGUUGCUUUGAAUGUCUCCUAAUCCAGUUUACAAAACACUAUUGUUAAAUAAACUAGUAUGAUUUCUUGUUAAUCAGAAACUUAAGUUUACUUGAAAUCAGAAUCUAAGAAAAAUUUAAAACCUCUUCCCAAGCAAAAAUCCAGAAUCCGUAAAUCCAAAAAGGUUUCUGAUGAGAAAAUUGUCAGCAAAGAAUUUGAAUUCAAAGAGCUUGACAAGGAAGAGUUCAUUGAAGAAGCUAACAACAAUCUUCACUAUGACAAUAAAACCAUCAAUAUCAGCCAUCUUUUUGGUGAUAUUUCUCUUGGUGCAAUCACCAAGGACGCCAAUAACUUUGCUCAUUCCAGCAUCAAGUAGGGUUCUUCUAACAGCAUUAAGUCUGUUUUUUGCCAAAAUAAAAAGGUAGAUAAAAUAUAACUUUUGAAAUCUUAAUUCUCAAACCCAGUAAAAACACAAGACAACUGCUUCUUUGAAAGCUCCGAGUCUCUUGACAUCGAGGGCAAAAGUGAAGGAAAUUGUAACGGGACUUCAUCAACAAACAGCAGUAAUAAUUCAAAUAAUUUCUCUUUCUUAUAAAUUGAAUUCGAAUCUCUCUAAGAGACCUCAAGCAAUUUCUACUGCGCUGCCUAAGCUGUAGAAAACUGCCCUUCUACCUAGGAAGACAAACUAUAAAACAGCAAAAUAAGCUCUUAAUUAGUAUAGGCUCAAGAGCCCGUCAAUUAAAUCAUUAAUCACAUGAUCGAAACUGACAAUUUCAUUCAAUAAAACUACUCAUAAUACGACAUUUAUUCUGAAAGAAAGAGAAAUUUUGACAGCUAAGUCUAAAAUAUAAUCUAAAACCAAUCAAAAAAUGAUUCAACUCCUUUCUUUUACAUUAAAACAUUUGCUAACUACAAGUCAAAAAGUGUUGAAAACAAAGAAAUUGGCUACUCUAGAGAAUUGCUAAAUCUCUUAAAGUUGAAUAAAAACACCCAUGAAUUCAUAAACUUCGCAUUAAGAAACGACAUCCCUGAAAUAUUCGGUGUUAACUUCAAUUAAUUCCUCAGUUUAUAUUUCUUAGAAAAUUUAAUUAAUGGCUCUUCUACUCAAUACACAGACAAGUAAUUCUGUGACAACAUUCUCUCGUUUGACGAAAUCUAAAUUCCUGCUAAACUUAGCCUCCAAAAAAUAAAUAUUCCCUUCCAAAGUCAAGUAGAUCCUAACCUGCAAUUUAUUGAUAACUUUGUAACAAUAAUAAAAAUUUCUAUAGAUUCCUAAGUAAAAAGCUAAAUUGCAUCCCUCCGUUGUAAAUUACAAAAAAGAUAAUCUUUCCGCUACAGAACUCUUUUCCCAACAAUGCAAAAACGCAAAUAAAAAAUUGACAAAUUUUUCAAAAACUAACAAUCCUAAUUGAAAAUCAGUCAAUAUCUCUAUAUCCAAAAUUUUUUAGAAAAAUUCUACCCCAAGUAGCUCAAUAGAAUUGAAAACGAAUUAAACAUAAUUAAAAAUGAUCUUGAAGCCAACAAAUCAAACAAAACAGUUAUUAACAAUCUCCUCGAUCACAUCAUAAAGAUAUGA